Molecule: messenger RNA, 1251 nt
Organism: Musa acuminata subsp. malaccensis (wild Malaysian banana)
Lineage: Eukaryota; Viridiplantae; Streptophyta; Magnoliopsida; Zingiberales; Musaceae
Product: very-long-chain enoyl-CoA reductase
Biological process (GO): very long-chain fatty acid biosynthetic process
Molecular function (GO): oxidoreductase activity, acting on the CH-CH group of donors
Source: RefSeq, a predicted model, not a curated record
CUUCCUCGUUGAGUUGGUAGCAUUUUGAGGUGGGAAGGAAUGAAGAUCAUCCUUGUUUCCCGCAGCGCAAAGGAGGUCAUCAAGGGUGGGAUUGAGCUCCACGAUGAGGCCACUGUGAGCGAUCUGCAGGAAGCAAUUUAUGCCCGAACCAAAAAAUUCUAUCCUUCAAGACAGCGCCUCACCCUGCCAUUGCAAUCUGGGAACCAGGGAAAGCCAGUUGUCCUUAGUCCGAAGAAAAAACUGGUAGAAUAUUGUGAUGGGAAUGCCAAGACUCUCACUGUGGUAUUCAAGGACCUUGGAGUACAGGUUUUAUACAGUACUCUUUUCUUCUGGGAGUACCUGGGUCCUUUAAUUAUCUAUCCUAUCUUCUACUACUUUCCAGUGUACAAGUACUUUGGUUAUGAGGGUGAACGGGUCAUAUACCCAGUCCAGACAUAUGCUACGUGUUACUGGUGCCUCCAUUACUUCAAACGUAUUAUGGAGACUUUCUUCGUUCACAGAUUCAGCCAUGCUACUUCACCUCUCUCCAAUGUGUUCAGGAAUUGCGCCUAUUACUGGACUUUCGGCACAUACGUUGCAUAUCAUGUGAAUCAUCCCCUGUACACACCUGUCAGUGAUCUGCAAAUGAAGAUUGGAUUUGGAUUUGGGUUGAUUUGCCAAGUCUCUAACUUUUAUUGCCAUCUUAUAUUGAGGAAUCUCAGAAGCUCUGAUGGUAAUGGUGGUUACCAGAUUCCUCGUGGCUUUCUGUUCAACAUAGUGACUUGUGCAAACUACACAACGGAGAUCUAUCAAUGGCUUGGUUUCAAUAUUGCUACUCAAACAAUAGCAGGUUAUGUUUUCCUCGUGGUGGCUACACUCAUCAUGACAAAUUGGGCCCUCGCCAAACACCGUCGCCUCAAGAAGUUAUUCGAUGGAAAAGACGGACGGCCUAGGUAUCCACGGCGCUGGGUGAUACUUCCUCCAUUCAUCUAAGUAAGAUGGAAAAGACCGGCGGCCUAGGUAUCCAUGGCGCUGGCUGAUACUUCCUCCAUUCAUCUAAGCACAGGCAUUUUACUUGCUUCUAAAGUCUGAAAUUUCAAGCCAAACAUGUUAUGGGAGUUGGAAAAUACUCAUCUUAGGCAGCUGAAUUAUGUAAUUGCCAUGCACAACUGAAAUGCUUGUUGCUGCAUGCACAUUUUAGCUUUAUGAAAUCUGUUGUUUGAUUUAUUAACCAACUGUUGCACUCAAAGUAGUUCAUUUUUAGGUUAAUCU